AUGGCGCCGAAGAAGCUGACGGACUGUCCGGAAAACCUCCGGGAGUCCAUCGACUGGUUGAUACAGGUUAAGCAUGGAAAUGGUAAUGAUGGUCUUGGGCCUUUGGCUGAGGCUGUGAAAAAGUUGAUUGGUGAUGCCGUUAAACAGGCUAGAGAGAGUCUUGAUGAAAAGCAAGGUAAGAUUGGUUGUGCUGCAGAUUAUUAUGGUCGUCAGUAUUGUAAACGGCUCGAUGAAAGGAUUGCGACGGCUAAGGAGGAAUUAAAGGAACUUAAAUCUGAUGAAAAUAAUGUAGCGGAAAAAAAGGAUUUAGAAUCCCAAAUUAAGCGAUACGAAGCCAACAAAAAAAACUGUGAAAAGGAUCAUCACAUGGAUCCUUCAACUAGGGACAAGGCUUUGAAGGAGAUUGAGAGUCAGAGAAAGGUUGUUGAGCAACUAGAGGAAUUUAUUACUGGGAAUAAUCCACGUGAUUUACUUGAAAGCCUUUGCACAGGCCUCGAAAAAUUUCUCGGCCUCAAAGAUGGUAAUUACACCGGGAAAGGGAUUGUGUACUCCGACCUCGACAGGCUGUGCGACGGGGUGAUGUCUUUCCUUCAUGGCGUGCUUAAGGAUGUCUGUGCAAAUCAGCCCUACACUAUUGGUAGAAAAGAGCUAAAAACUUUUGUCGAUAAUGAAAUUCAGCCUAGAUUAUGCAGUGGCCAUCAAGGCUUCAGGGAUGUGAUCGGCCAGGUGGCCGAUAAGGUGCGGGAUUAUAAUGAGAGUUUAGAGCGUUCCAAUAGAAAAGUUAAGAGUACAAUAACAGCUCUGGAACAGAAUGUUGAUUACUUUACAAGAAAGGUGAGUCUUAUAAAUGACAAUUUAGAUCCACGUUUUCCCACGGAAGCUGACAAAGCCGUGGCUUCGGUUAAAAGUAAUUUGGAAGAGUGUCUUCGGAACGCAAACAAAUUUAAUAAUGACUUAGACAUUGGAACCAAUCCAAAGGAUAUUAAAAACGCGAUUAAUGACUUGAAUUCUGCGCUGCGUGACAGAGUGAAUAAGGCGCGUGACUCGGUUAAGAUUGAAACGGAUCAUCUCACUGCGAUGUCGAAGGAUCAAAGUAAAGUUCUGAGAGAGAUGACCGCAAAAAUUGGGAGUGCUCUAUCAGAGCUUAGAACUAACUUACAUAAAGAGAUUGACGAAAAAAUACCUCUGCUUGUCAGCAAGUUGAGGGAGAGGGUUCGUGCUAUAAAAAAGCAGCUGGAAGAUAUUAGUGGGAGUCUGUUUGGCUGUGUUCAGGAUUUGGAAAGGUGGAUUCAGAAAGGGAAUAAGACUAUGGAAGAAGCAUUGCUGAAGGUUAAUACAAUAUCAGGUAAGGUUGAUGAGAACUCUGCGUUCAGCAAUGUCACGGAUAUUAAGCAGGCGGCGGAUAAAUUGAGGCAGCAUAUCGAUAAGCUCUUCCAGGCGAAGGACAGUGCCUUGGAAAAGGUUAGAAACCAAGUUGCCGCAACGCUUAUGCAGGUAAAAGAAAUGGACGGGAAGCUUAAAGAGGAUUUGUAUGAGGUUAAGAAGGGGAUAAAAACAAAGGUGGAGGAGAUUAACGUGAAGAUUGGGGCGCUUUAUGGAGUUGUAAAGGAUGGUACAACGGACGACGUACAAGAUGAACAUAAGAAAAUUGCUGCGGUUAUAGGAGAAAUUCAAGGUACUGUUGGUGCAAUUGUGGGACCUGGAGGCCUUGGAGGUAUUAAGACGAAAUUGAACACGUAUAUUGGAAAGUUCACAGCAACGAGUUUCGAGAGCAAGGUUUUGAAAGUGUGGAUUGGGAAUAUUUUGGGGGAGGAUAAGACGGUGAUGGGAAAAGUUUUUGGAUAUAAUUCAGGCCACAAAGAGCAUUUCACGACGUAUUUUCGUAAUGGUGGCAGUGCCGGAACUAAUACAAGGCUUAAUGAGAAAAUCAGAGAGGAAAUUAUUAAUAAAGUGAAGAUGGCCCCGAAUAAUAUUAUUCAGAAAGCUACGGCAUCGUUCCAAAAAUUGCACACCGACGGCUCAGAAAGUAUAAAAAGGAACUUUGAAGCUGUCAAAGAUGUCUGUCAAACAUUUGCAGAUGAGCUGAAAACAAAAAUUCAGGGUGGAAGUGGAAUUAAUACAUUUGCUGGUAAGAUAGCCGCGGCAGUCAACGGGGAAGUAAUAAACCCCCUCCACCUUCAACCAAUUGAUUACACUGAGCUUACAUCCGCAAUCGAGUAUAUCCUCGUUGCACUCCAAGCCAAAGGCAGUCAGGUUUCCAAGGAACUGCAGUCCUUAGCUCUACAGCCUAUAACGAACAAUAACAUCGCCAAAUACUUGGAAAACGCUUUGACGGCGGCUGGUGAGCUUAACACAAAUCUUGAAAAGGCGCUUGGCGAAGGCAGUGCUGCAAACGGCACCAACUACGCGGAUAAAGUCGACACCGCGAUCGAUGAUGUGAGCACUGAGCUGACGACGCAGAUCGGGGAGGAUAAUCACAGUAGUACAAUCACAACCCUUGCCGCUGACGAUGAUAAAUUCCAAGGCUACAGAGGCUUCGUCGACCAAGACCAAGAAAAAUUACAAGCUCUUGCUAAGGGUGAAGUCGAUGUCAAUGAAGGUGAUCCGGAGCAAAACAAACUUCCCAAGGCCAUCAAGAAAAUCCAGAGUGAGAUGGACAGUGUAUUAGAUCCAUUAGGCGCAGUGAAUACUGAUGCGGAGUAUAAACUACAGCUGCUUAAGCAAAAACUCAAGACUUUGUGCGAAGACAUUAAAAACGCCGCUGGAGAUCCCAAUGGUCUGAAGAAAAUUUUGGAGGAUUUUAAAAAUAAAGAUCUCAGUAACGCAGAUCAUCAACUCAGCGGGAUUAGAAAUAAAAUUAGCGAAUUGCAGAGCAAGCUGGAGUCUGGUCCCAUCAGAGCAACUGAAAAUUUCAUUCAAACAGAAUCUAACCAAUUACAAAAUGAAUACAUCCAAAAACUCAAGGAGCAGGUUCAGCAUCAAGUCAGAAAUGCAACCGAUAAACUAACUACACAAGCCAAGAAGCAUCACGUUAUCACCACUAAGUUGUUACUCAAACAGUUUGCCUCCAGGGUGACCAAAGAGCUUGAUGGACUUCCACAGCAGAUUGAAGGUGACAGGCACAUUGGAUUUAAAGGGUUUAUGGAGAAGUUUUAUGGCGAUUACAAAAGAACACUGAAUCCUAAUAACAUUGAUAAACUUCUAAAUGCCAAAGGUAAGAAUAAUAUUUGUGACAUAGCCGAAGCCUUCCGUACAUUCUUCGAGCCAUUGAAAAACUAUAUCCAGGAAGAGAUUGGGAGGACCAACAAGGAGAAUCAUUCAAGGAAGAAUCCUUCCCUUCAGAAAUCUGAAAAUAACUACGUUGAUGCGGUCGACUGUGUAGAUAACGAACUCGCCAAAUUGUUCCACCAGAUAAACGCCGGUAAGUACGACAGUCAUGUACCCAGUCUGCUUGACGGGCUGGCUGAUGCCAUUGAAGGAUUGAAGCCGGAGUCGUUUUCUGAGCCGAACACUCCACUUCUAGAAGCUCUCGGCGCGGGCCUUUCUAACCUUGUCGGUGAACUUAGACUGGCAUACAUAUCAGCCUAUGACAGGCAGGAUAUUGAUUGGACUAAAGAUGAAAGGUCAGCGGCAAAUUGUGCCAAGGUAUUUUUGACCUCUCUUCCGACGCUUUUCAAUAGAUUGCAUUACGUGUUCUAUGAGUGUUGUAACGCAUGGAAAACAUAUAAAAUGCAGAGUGCAGGCAAUACGAAAGCAUUGCAAAAGUAUUUGCAAAAUCAUGGAUAUGAUGUCGAGAACCUCGUUACCAAAAACAAUACCGGUCGAGACGUUGCCAUAUGUCUUAGCAGGGGGUUCAACAAUUAUGAUGAAUUUAUUAAAGAGCCAAAAGGCUAUGAAUCGUUCGACGACUACGUUAAUUAUUAUGAAAAGGGUAAAGGUGUUUUGUCUAGACUUUUCCACCACCUAAAUCAAUAUAACGAAGUAUGUCACUUAGUAGUCCGCUCUGAAGUUAAAACGCCGUGCAGUAUAUAUGAAAUGCUUGCAUGGUGCUCAGGUCUCACGUAUAAUGUCGUGAAUAAAACAUCAUUACGCGACAGUAUCGUUCAACUGUUUAGUGGUCCAGAUGCGCAAAAGCCGGAGGUUGAGGACGAAUUCGAUGUGACACUCAUUGACACAGAAUCUAUAUCCCUAGAUGCCUACCCAAAUGAAAUCACGUACAAAAAUGUGCGAACAGCCAUUAAGAAGACUUGUUCACGAUCCCGUUCCGUCCUUACCUCUAUACUCGGUCAUGGCCACGCAGGUGGGAUUUAUGCUUGCGACUUCUCCAACAAUUCACUGAACCUGCAUUAUCCCACUGAUAUGAAUACCUUGAUCUGUGUGUUGUUAGAAAUUCUGAAGCGACUCUACCACCAGCUCUAUUUCUUAUAUCAACAAUGUUGUUACAAAAGACAACUGAGUGGCUGGUCGGACUGUUGGUACGGCAAGGGAAUUGCCGGGUCAGCGUGGAACUGCCAUGAGACCCAAUGUCCUAAGCAAGACUGCAACCAAAAACACGACCAACAUACUGACUGCGGCAUAAAGUCACCGCUUCAGUCGUUCCUGGAAGAUGGCUUACUAGGCUUCCUUCCCCAUGAACUCAAGUCUGAGAAAGGCAAACUUGAGUGCUCAGUAAAACAGCACUUUAAUGUGCCAUGUAUAACUCCAAUGGGUUUCUGGGAUAUUACUGAAGCGGCGUCUCACAGGCAAACCGGUCAGCAUAUCAAGGAUGUGCUCGGUAAAUUUUGUGGUGAUUCAACAUCGUGCCUCACUGUGCUUCUCAGUCAACUGAACGCUCUCCUCCCUAGUGCGCCAAAAACAUUGGGCGAUAUGUUCGCGUUCUAUUAUCAAUUCCUUAAUGAGUGGGAUGGCAGGAAUGUGAUACGUCGGAAGAACAGGGAAGAACCAUUUACAGACGCCGUCACUGGGGCCAAUUUCAAAACUCCACAUACCAAGUUGGAGAUUGCUCCUAUGUUCGGCAGCACCAAUCAUAAAUCAGGCAAGCAGUCUACCCAUGUUAAUGGCGACCUCUAUGGUCUAUGUAACGCCGAUGAGUCAUGUUAUGAAGCAAAUAACCAAUGUGGCACAUACAUGACUUCUAUAGGCACUGCGAUAUACACUACGUUCGCUGCCAAGAACGCCGCCAAACACCUGUCCUGGGUUGUUUACCUCACUGAUUUCUUUUAUGAUUUAUUGUGCCAGUUAUGCGGAAAGUGCAGUGGUAACUGCGGCGUCAAAAGUUCUAAAUGCCGCGUUACCGGGUGUGCCAAAAGUGCUUGCGGUGUCUUCGCACACUCCGUCUUUGAGAAGACAAACAAUGCGCAUGGUGUAUGUGAUUCCAUCAUAAAAUGCCCUCAUACGCAUCCGACACUAUAUGCCUACGGUUUCACGUUUGGAAAUAGGACCAAUUUGGAAGGCAAGAUUGGUGAACACAAUAUACCUAAAAGAACGUGUAAAAAAUUCAUACAACAGCUCAAUAAGGGCUUUGGACAUUUUCUUUGCUCUACCUGCUGCACAUCACCGUCGUCCGCAUCGACGUCCUGCGCAUCCGCUCACACCUGCGCUCGCCCUCGUCGCACCGCAUCGCCGCCCAGUCGCUGCUCGCCACCGCACAUGUCGGAAAGCUCGGCAAAAUAUCGUACCUACAGGCGUGAUUUUAAUCACCGCCGUGAUGACGCCACUGCCUAG
This is a messenger RNA of Babesia ovata, 5724 nucleotides long. RefSeq lists its product as uncharacterized. The transcript has 2 exons. The coding region runs from base 1 to 5724 and encodes 1907 amino acids. Lineage: Eukaryota; Apicomplexa; Aconoidasida; Piroplasmida; Babesiidae. The record is from RefSeq and is a predicted model, not a curated record.